AGCGUCGACGCAACCCGUCCAAGUUUUCACGUUGCUCGAUCAUGACACGUAGUGGCUCUCUCAUUCAGACAUGCGGCUAUCUGGCGUUUGUCGCUGUCACGGUCGUGAUUGCUCAAGAAUGCGAUAAAACUAAAUGCCCGGGUCCAUUGGCGUAUUACAAUGCUCUUGGCUGUAUUCCGAUAUAUGAAAAAGAAGGUGAUUGUUGCGCGACAAAAUACAAUUGUGAUCAUCUAAAAGAAAGAUCCAAAGAUAAAUGCUACGUCAAUGACGUGGAGUACAAUAUUGGAGAACAUCUCAAAGAAGAGCACGCGAAUCCAUGUGACAAGGGUUGUUUUUGUGCCAAAACCGAUGGAGGUGCUUCGUUUAUUUGCGCAGUAGUUGAUUGUUUUCAUCCACCGCCGAGACCUGGUUGCUACAGAAAAAAUUCCCCAUUAAAUUGUUGUCCUGGAGAAGAAGUUUGCCCUGAAAAGCCCGAAGAUAGAGCUAUCUGCAAUGUAGAUGGAAAGGAAUAUAAAGAUGGAGAAUAUUUCACAGUUGAAAGUGACCCGGAUUUAAGCUGUAUAUGCCAACCGGGUUAUGAAGGACAAAACGUCGAGCCUUUCUGUGCGAAGCCUAAACAUUCAUAUUGCAAUCCUUAUUUCCGCCAUAGAAGCGACGUUGAUAAUAAUUGUGUUCCGGUUUAUUAUUCCUCUCAAUCGCCACAAACUGGUUGCAGCGUAUUUUCAAGAUGUCAAAACGACAAGGAUACCGUCAUUCACAAAGAGGAUAAUUCUAAAUCUGUUAAAGAUGAUGAGGAUGUUUGUCACUUCGGAAACAUGGUCAUGCACCAUGGCGAUGAGUUGAAUCAAGCUACAGAUUAUAAUUCUGUAUGUGUUAAAUGCGUUUGCGAGAUUCCACCUGUUCCGACUUGCCAGCGUUUACCGGAUGAAGAAUGCGAUGUCACGGAUCAUCCGGACUUCAGCAUUCAAUAAACCUUUCGGAAUUAUCUGUGAUAAUAUCAUUAUUUUCCGUAUUCGAUUUAGGAUUUUGUAGUAAAUUAGUAUGUACAUAUAAGAAUUUCUCUAUCUUUGUAUGUAUUUUAAUUUUUGCAUUUCUUCUAACGAUUAUAAUAAAAGUGUGUUUUUAUGUACCACAUAUUAAUAAAAUAUGAAUAAAAAACAAUAAAAAUAUAAAUAUAAA
Messenger RNA from Pogonomyrmex barbatus (red harvester ant), 1179 nucleotides. RefSeq lists its product as uncharacterized. The record is from RefSeq and is a predicted model, not a curated record. NCBI's taxonomy places the organism in Eukaryota, Metazoa, Arthropoda, Insecta, Hymenoptera, Formicidae.